GUGGAGAUGGGAGGGAGCAGAUGUUUACUCCAACUGACGAGGAAUAUAGACGCAUAUAGAGAAGAUGAAUCUGGAGGAAAGGGGUUACUGGUGGACAAGCUACAUUGGCUCUACUUUAUCAGCCAGGGGCUGCACUCGGAUGAUCUCUGGACCCACAGAUUGAGUAACACCACAUCAAGAGGCAGGCAGCUCCAAAAUAAUCAUUGCGAAACAAGGGCAGGGUAGCAGGAAGACGUGAAUCGCACAGAGUCAAAAGAAAAGCAAAGUUGGGGGAGAGCGUGAAUAGGGAGAGCAGCAGCUGUAAAAGAGUUCAACAUUGAUUCAGGGCUCUUUUAGGCACAAUGGUGGACAGAGGAUUGUGUCUGAGGUUUUGGGGAGGAGUAUGAAAGAUUUGAAAGGACUUGGGAGGGAGGAGGGUCAGAGGCACGGGUCCGGUAGAGAGUAAUUGUGGUGACAGCCAGUGCAAGGGGACGAGGACUCAUGUGAGUCACAGAGGAAUUAAAAGGUAAAAGACAAGGAGACGGACUGGCAGACCCAGAAACUGGACUUCAGUAUGGGUGUGAAGAGAAAGGCUGCUGCAGCUAUCUUAGUCCUGCUGCUGUUCCUCGGCUCCAUGUGGCUGCAGGGAGGUUUGGAUUACCAGUGGGAUUCCUGUUUGAAAGGUUAUAAUCAGGAGAAUAAGAUUCACCAGCUGUCCAACAGCAGUGGGGCCGAUGGGGCUGAGGGUCUGUGGGUCCUGGACGAGUGCCCCGGUCAGACCUUCCAGGUGUCAUUGCUGCUCACCCACUUGUCGGCGGCGCAGGCUGACACCUCGGAUGUGCUGCUGCAGCCCUAUCUGUCCAGCUGGGAUGAGCUCGUGAGGUUCAUGGAAGCUCUGGGCCCGAUGGUGGGACUGAUAUCUAAAGAGAUAGAAACAAAGACCUCCAUUAUUCGCCAAUUGGCCCUUUUGUCAGAGGGGAAUCCUGAGGCAGAGCUGGGCCCGGAUUUAAACUCAAUAAAUUCAGCAAUCACAGAGGCCGGGACGAAGAACAAUGUCAAGGCCUCAGAGCACGUAGAUGCUUACCGCUCUGUGCGCUCAAUGAUCUUGGUGGAGCUGGACCGAGGCGUGGUGGACUUCAAUCACCAGACGGACUCUGGAUGCCGGACUCUUCUGCGUCUGCAUCGGGCCCUGCUGUGGCUGAAGCUCUUCCUGGAGAAGCUGGCUGAGACGCCAGUGACCGGCCGCCUCAGGACCCCCUCAGACCUGUGUCGCGAGGCCUAUAAGAGCACGCUAGCCAAACACCACACCUGGUUUGUGCGGAAGGCAGCUGAGCUGGCCUUCAUUGCCAUGCCAGAGCGGGGUUUCUUCUACAGGCUGGUGUGCGUGCAGGACCAGGAGGAGAUGAGCUCGAUGCUGAGAAGAGUGGUUCAGGCCAUCGGAGAGGUUUAUGACAGGACUGAGAAAGCCCUGGAGGACAAUGACAUGCUAAACUUGCCAUAGAAGAUGGGACUAUCAGAUUGGACAUAGAGCCUCUACAGCUGUUUCACAAUGUUUUGCACUGUCCUCAUGGUUUCUCGUCUGGCAACUAAUUAGGUCUUGAAACGAGGAAACAAGAUUGGGCUUGAUUUGUUUUCAGCCAAGGUUUACAAGUGCCAUUUAUUCUUCCCAUCCCACAUAGCAACAUUUUAGUGUUUGCUAGAUUUGGGCCACAAUUAAGCCACUGCAGUACCGCAAUUGGUUUGGUUUGGGCCAUAUUCACCACUUACAACAUGGGCCACUUGUUAUGUAGUGGAGCAGGAACUUGACCCAAGCGCAAGACUUUUCAAAGUAAAAUUAAGGUUUGCAGAUUAUUACACAGUGAGGGAUUCAGGCACAUAAGGUCUCUGACUUGGUCGUUGUACUUGGUGUGGCGUGCUGUGUGGUGUGGCACGGGGGCGUUUUUUUUUGUGAUCAGCAGGAGAUAGCCAAAGAACAAGAAGCCAGGCUUCAGGCAGAUUGAAUGUGCCGAUGACCUAAAAGACAGGCAGGCAUUGUCGGGCCAGAGAAACUAACCGGGUGGCAGGUUGGUACAAGUGGAGCAUAACCGGAGAGAUUAACAAGCGUAGGCCGCACCCAGAAUGAAACCAAUACUGAUAGACACUACCGCUUAGUCAUACAGUAUUAUCUGAUGAUGAGUAGAUUGUAUUCCAGGGUGUUUAUACUGCAACGGUUGUUCAGUGGCAGUGAGUUGCAGGUGUGCCAGGGACCUGCAGGCAGAAACACACCCAGACCUGCCAUACCAAUCACACACACCCAUCCCAAGCAUGACUCACCAAUCACAAUACACACACACACACACACACACACACACACACACACACACACACACACACACACACACACACACACACACACACACACACACACACACACACAUACACACACACACACACACACACAGGGUUCGGAGGGGCAGCCGUCAAACCACUUUUGAUUUAUAUCCGGAUUAUACUUUACCUAAAGCACCUCAUGUUUGCCAAGAAACGCCUAUAUUUGUUUUUUGAUACUCGGGCCAUGUUUGCUUCUUAUCAAGUCGGCCACUUUAGGCUCACAUUCCUUUUAUCCGGGCCACAGGAAGGCCAGAAGGGUCGGUUCAUUGCCUGAAGUGACCCACAACUGUGUGCCAUCCGCGAACCAAAGUGCUGUGUCAACAAUCAAGUAAAUCAGUAAACAAAGCCAGUUCACUGUGAACCACGACAUUCCUUAUCAAAAAAAAAACACCUCUGGACUUGUUCUCACCUCAGAGGGAGUGUAAAGGCAGCGGAUAAUGUUUUUAGGCCUGCUACAGACCGAAUGUGAAUUAUUUAAUAAGCUGCUGUGCACGGUACCAUGAACACAAUCACCUCCACUGUAACACAUGUCACUGAGGAGCUGAUUUUGUCAUGGACUGUACGGUUUAUGUUUUUGUGCCAACCCCCGUCCAUAUGUGAUUGGUAAUUUUUAUGUUUGUACAUUUCAAAUGUUGUUGAAAAUGACUGCUGUUUUGAUUGGGGUUAAAUCUUGGAGAGUUGUUUGCUACCUCACAAUGAGCUAGGUUUAAACGCCUUGUAGACGGAACAAAUCUGGGACCAUCCAGCCAGAUCGAGUGGUGUUACAUGAAAGAAUAAAUCCAAUUUAGAGUACGCAGGAAGUUUUUGUAUGGUGUUCAGAAUAAUUAAAUAUAUAUAAAAUGAAUAAGACAGACUGCAGGUGCCUGUUUUAUGACAUAGUCCGGUAAUAUGAUAACUUUGACAUUUAAAUGCCACUAAGUUGUUGUGUAACACUGUUCAGCAGAGGAACCAGUGCUCUGCUAGUCUUAUCUUUCCUUACAACAGGGUGGACAUCAUCUAUGUGACAUGCACUCUACCUGCACAUGUAUGCUCUAAGUGGUGCAAUGGCACACAAAAUUAUUUUUAUAAGGCUUUCCCCCUUAUAAAGUCCUGUUUUAGGAACAUUUUACAUAUCAAAUGUUGAAUAUUAGAAAUCUCCUGAUUUGGAGCAAAUGAAGAGGAUACAAAUUAUACAUGAUCAUAAAAUAUUGAACGUCUGAGGGACGUGGUAAGUAGUAUGUGCAAAUAUCAGUCACUGGCACUGCUCUUGAUCAAUAAACUAUUUUAACCCCAUAAAUACCUCUAAUGCUACGUAAUCCCGGCUCUCUCCCUUUUCCUGGACUGCGCUCUCUCUUUCUGAGGAGAAGAAAGGAGAGAUAAAGAUAGAGCCUGAGGGCACAGAGUGAGAAGGAGACAGGAGGCGGUUGAAGGUCAGUGCGCAGCAAUACUCCUCGGCCUUAAUCUUGUCAAGCAGUUUGGGGGCUAGACUAUUUGUAAAGCAGCUCCCAAAGGGACAAACUUUCCAACCUGAGCCAGGAUUCAUACAUUUCUGAGCUCGGACCAAUCUAUAUGUUUGCCAUUGAACAAAUAGCAACAAGAAUAAGAGCAAGACUGUAAUCUGUGACCUUUGUACCACGAUGUGUGUCGGAAGAUGACGUGUUGCUGGUAUUUCAAGUAUGUCUCCACUUCUGCUUGAUGAAAUAAACUAUAGAGAUUUUUCACUCAUGUGGGGGAUAAGUCAAUCAAGUCACACAGAGAGAGAGACCUCGACUCUUUUGUCUUUCACCACUUCGGUCUGCACAGGUCAUCACUGGUGACCCCCGGCGUUGUAGGCUGCGAGGAUUACGGUGAAUGAGAUUACAUCAGAUUCCAUCUGACGUAACCUUUGACACAGGCUGACUGGCUUCUUUUUCUGUCCCCCUGCCUACUGCGUGCACUUGAUUCACGAUAUAAAGAUGAGAGACAUAGAGACAAGGUUACAUUUUUGAGUUCCCUUAAAUGACAUUUAUUUAUUUCUCUAUCUUGGUUUGCAGUAAACAUGAGCAAAAAUAUACAUACAAUAAGAGCAAAACAUAAAGAAUCCAGAAUAGAAUUAUCAUCCUUUUUCGGGCGAGAGUAUUCCUUUCUUGAACACCACAGUCUUAGGCAAUGAUAUGAUGUAAGAUGAGGUGAUAAGAGAGGGGGGAAUGGGGUUUUGUGAUGUCAUUUCUUAAUUAAAACAUGAAUUUCAAAUUUU
Molecule: messenger RNA, 4564 nt
Organism: Pleuronectes platessa (European plaice)
Lineage: Eukaryota; Metazoa; Chordata; Actinopteri; Pleuronectiformes; Pleuronectidae
Gene: gltpd2b
Product: glycolipid transfer protein domain containing 2b
Exons: 4
Coding region: 554-1480 (308 amino acids)
Biological process (GO): intermembrane lipid transfer; ceramide transport
Cellular component (GO): cytoplasm; cytosol; membrane
Molecular function (GO): ceramide 1-phosphate binding; ceramide 1-phosphate transfer activity
Source: RefSeq, a predicted model, not a curated record